Molecule: messenger RNA, 1984 nt
Organism: Octopus sinensis (East Asian common octopus)
Lineage: Eukaryota; Metazoa; Mollusca; Cephalopoda; Octopoda; Octopodidae
Product: nuclear envelope integral membrane protein 1a
Exons: 8
Coding region: 437-1693 (418 amino acids)
Cellular component (GO): nuclear envelope
Source: RefSeq, a predicted model, not a curated record
GUAGUAAAGCCACAUGGUGAAUUACAAUUUUCACAUGUAUACAUAUAAUUAGUCGAUGCCGUGCCAACCACUGAAGAAUGUCUCCAGCUUUUCCUAAUUGAAUGAUAGUCCACGAUUCCUCUAACAUCCCCCCCUUAAUUUUUAUUUAUUUUUUAAAAUCUAACCAAACUGAAUAAUUACUAAAUUUACUACUAUUAUUAUACUUUUAUUUGUUUCAGUCAUUUGACUGCGGCCACGCUGGAGCACCGCGUAUUGUUUUCAUUUGUAAACAAGGCGUAAUUAAAAAGAAAGAAAAAAAAAAAGAAAGAAAGAAAGAAAGAAACGGUCGACAGAUAUCAGAGUCACUCAACAUGGCGUCGAGCGGGUUUCCUAAACUUAAGCGGCGAAUAUUUUGUAAUAAUACUGAUUGAACAUCUCAGGUUUAACAUCUGCAAUUAUGGAUGUGAUCCUUCUCUUGCUUAUUCUUCAUCUUAUUCCAUCUCGUAACGGUGUUGCUUGUCUUCCUUCGCAGAAUCUUUGUGCCGACGUUACAGAUUGUACUAUAAUAGACUCCACAAAGCCUUUUAUUUCCAUCCAAAAUGAAUAUGCAGACGCAGAGAAGACUUGGAUAUUUUGUUAUCCUGGAGAAAAGCGAAAUAUUUAUAAACUCUGGAUGUCACCAAUGUUGAAAUUGAAUAUCAACGAUGAGUAUUCAGUGAGUUAUGGUGAUAAUGCUUUGGAAACUGAAGCAAGUGCCUCUUCAUUUAGUUUCAACAUAAUACGUAACAAAUUGUUUCAAAACAAAGAAAUUUCUUUGCGUCCUUUUAAUUCAACUUGUGUGCGAAUCAGUACAACAAAUGAUUUUUCUGUACAACUGAGAACAAAAGGGAUUGAAAUAUGGCUAAUCAUCACCUUUGGACUUGGAAUCCUGAUGUUUAUCAAUGCAAACAACUGGAGUCAAAAUUCUUCAUUUCAUUAUCUGAUGGGAACUGUACUUGGAAUUAUUUUUUCUGUGCUGAUUAUAUUAUUCUUCAUGAGUCGGAUGAUUUCAAAGAAAGUCGUUACAGCUGCUUUUCUUCUGUCCGGAAUAUCUGGAAUAUUUUACACACUUCAUUGGUUCUACCAGAAUAUGUUCCUGUUGACCAAAGAGUACUGGAUUUCUCUUCUAGUUUACCUCACAGUAACUGGUGUACUAUCAUUCUUUUUAUCCUAUCGAUUUGGACCAGUCACUGAUAUCCGAUCAAAAAAAAUUCUCUGCUGGAUUAUACAAAGUAUUGGCUUAUUUUUAGUAUUUCAUGGAACUCAACUCACCGAAGUGUCCUCUGCUGCUAUUAUUAUUAUUCUUGCUGUUUAUAAUCGACCACAGUGUAUUGACAAUUUCUACAAACGCUUUAAGUAUAAAUAUUUCCCACGAAAACACAGAUUUUUAACAGAAGAAGAAUACAUUACUCAAGGAGCCAUAGAAACAAAGAAUGCCUUGGAAAAUCUCAGGGUGUAUUGCCUCAGUCCUGAUUGUGACCAUUGGAAAGUAGUCAACAAACUUACUUCUCCUAAAAGAUUUACUAGUUUCAUUUUAGGGGAUUCCCACAUUACCGAUGAGGAGUUGUUACACUAUAAUACAGAUACAGGAGCACUAGAACAAAGCUCUGAUGACAGUCUGGUCGGUCAAGGAUCAGGAUCAGAUAUUGAGCUGAACUGGGAUGAGUCUUUCUAAAGUACCUCAACUUUUUUUUACUAAGUUUAUGAAUUAUUUUGCUGCUGGGUAAUUUGAGCUUUUCUCAUUCUUUUCCAAAAUAAGAGAAAACAAACAAAAAAAUUGUAUAUACAUAAAAGACUUGUAUUCAUUCAAUGAUUUUUUUUCUUGUACAGUAUGUUACUGAUAAUUUCCACUUGUAAUAUAUAUUAUCGAUCAAAUAUGUUUUUUUGUGUAGACCAUUUUAAUGUUUCAAAUUUUCUGAAUCAAAAAUAAUUUUACAAAAAUAUAAAAUUUUGCUUUUCAAUAAUU